Messenger RNA from Pecten maximus, 732 nucleotides. RefSeq names its product prostaglandin E2 receptor EP4 subtype-like. Gene Ontology annotation, biological process: adenylate cyclase-activating G protein-coupled receptor signaling pathway; inflammatory response; positive regulation of cytosolic calcium ion concentration. The transcript has 2 exons. Gene Ontology annotation, molecular function: G protein-coupled receptor activity. Lineage: Eukaryota; Metazoa; Mollusca; Bivalvia; Pectinida; Pectinidae. The coding region runs from base 1 to 732 and encodes 243 amino acids. Gene Ontology annotation, cellular component: plasma membrane. The record is from RefSeq and is a predicted model, not a curated record.
AUGACAACCGAAUAUACCAGGACUGUACUCACAACAGAUGAUGUCACCGUAUUUACAGGGAACGAAACCAAUCAUAAACUCAUACAGGAUUACUAUUCUGUAAUACCGAUUGCAUUGAUGCUUGUGGCCGGCGUAACUGGAAAUAUCCUAGCAAUAGUUCUACUUCACAAGACGUCAGAGAAACACAAAUGGCGGGUGUUUUACCGGUUGGUCUUUGUCCUGGUGGUGUUCGACCUGUUGGGCCUUAUUGGGCAACUUCCUAUUAUGAUUAUUAUUUAUGCGAAUAACAUGCAGUGGAUUGGAGGACAACCGUUAUGUGACUUUAUGGCUUUUACCUCUAUAUAUACUGGAAUGACAUCGGCCAUGUUUGCGGCCGCCAUGUCUCUAGACCGUUUCCUGGCCAUUUGGUUUCCAUACAGCUAUAACAGAACAUUCAGUAGUCGUCGAGCUAACCUCACAAUGAUACGACUCAUACUGAACCAAUCCGGGGCCGUCAAACUUAAUCAUGCAUACGACAUGACAGGAGCAAGACUGGCCUUGGCCAAUCAAGUUAUUGAUCCAUGGGUCUAUAUCCUCUUGCGGAGGGAUACCUUAGAACCGAUCAUAAAAGCGGUGAAACGUUGUAUUGUUGCUAGAAGAUGCCUGCAGCACGAAUUGGCAGAUGAAAGAAGUUCGAGCAGAAACAGAGAGACUUCUACUGCUGGAGAUGCGACCACUGAUGAAGAACUGUAA